AUGGCGAUGAGGACGCCUGUAAGAACUAACAGCCAACAGGUAAGCUUAUCUUUUUUGUGAUUAAUUGAUGGUUUAGGUGAUCCAAAAGAAAUUCAGCGAUUUAACUGUGGAUGUCUACAACAUUUCCCAAAGUUAUACCGAUUUAUCCAUUGAAGGUGCAGAGAAUCUGGAGAGAUUUAUAAAAUCCAAAGGAGAACCAUUUAUGCGGAAUAAUAACACGUUGCGGACUGUGGACCGUCUGAAUGAGAUUAAUGAGAAAUUGGAGAAGAUUCUUCAGAAGAUAACCAUAGCCAUUGGAAAUCUCAAAGCUAUGAAUACAUUAUCCCAUCAGGGAAGCGUCGAAACUAUUUUGGAAACGAAGAUCAGUAGUGCAGCACAUGCUUGUUUUUCAUUACUUCGAGAAUUGCAAAGAGAUUUGGAACACAAACGCUGCAUACUUCAGAAGGCCUCUUUGUCUACAGAUGCGGAUCAAGUAAUGAUGGUGGCAUACUGGCGAGAGUCUUUCCGACGGUUUCAAUGUUACUGUUAUGAUCUUUUGGCUCUAAUUCAAUAGUCUGUUUUUUAUUUUGACCUUUGAUCAUGGAAACUCAAAGGGAAAUUCGACAGAGGGGAACUCGACUGAAUUCAAGGAAGGACACACAUGUGUACGCAUGGAAGAGAAAACGAGAGAUAUAAGAAAUCAGUCGAAUUUACCCCCUCUGUCGAAUUUCUUUCAAUCAAGUUUCACUCUGUCGAAUUUCCGUGAAGCCGAAUAAACAGGGGUGGUCAGCAGACCCUAUUUUUCCGAUUUUCGGCCCGCGGCCCGGCCCGUCUAAUCACCGGCCCGGCCCGGCCCGUCUAGUCUUUUUCCAGGCCCGGCCCGGCCCGUGACGGGCCUGGCCCGGCCCGGCCCGUGACGGGCCUGGCCCGGCCCGGCCCGUGCAGGCCCGUCUAUAGAGGGUUCUGCGAACUGCGCCCAGGCUCGGGAUCUAAACUGAGGCAAAAAAGGCGUUGAUCUAGCUAGUAAAGGAUCAAUGUGAUAGUUUUGUGGUUCUAUAAUGGAACUAUAGACUUGUAAACGUGUUAGAACUUGAGAAACAGCAACUAUAACAACAUCAAUUAAUUUUCCCGGCGCGAAAACAAUGAAUGCCAACGGUUUGGCAUUGUAUUUUAGACGGGCCGGGCCGGGCCGGAAAAAACCCCAGGCCCGCGGCCCGGCCCGGCCCGUGACGGGCCCGGCCCGUUUGUCAAUUUCCAUUUUUGAGGCCGGCCGGCCCGUUUGGGCCGGGCCGGCCCGGGCCGCCGACCACCCCUGCGAAUAAACUCUAAGGGAAGACUUGACACAUAGUUCUGCGGGUCAUCUGCUUCUUUCUCGAAGCCUGGUUUUGCUGCCUCCAAAAUGGAAGUAUACGGGAAGAUUUAAUUGUUUGAAUCUUUGGGGUUUGACGAUCUAUCAAAUCCCAGGCUUUGAACGAGGGGAUGAAGUUUUUUAUGUUUUAUGGAUGCCAAUUUUUACGUUUCUAAUGGAAUAUUAGUUGCAGACCAGGAGAAUGGAAGGAAUUCCCCGUGUUCUGAUGUUAGUUCCUGACAUCAAGUUACCAGAGGGACCCAGUUAUCUCGAUCAGACACAGAAGAUAAAGAACGUAAGCUCUGUGUCUUAUUCAAUAUUUGUUUAGUAUAUUGCACAGCACUAUCAAAAUAAUCCGGAAAAUUUUAAUGAAGCUAUUCAAGAAUUGGAUGCUAUGAGGAAUGUAAGUAAGAUGCUUACUUAUUUACUGUCUAACUUUAGUGUGUGUUGUUGGGGUUUGAUGAACAAAGAACAAUAUUGGUCCUUAAACGGUAUUUUGCCCAGUUGAUGAUGAUGAAGAACAGAUUUCCGAUGGAGUUGGAUGGCGAGGCAGCCAUUGAGUUUUCCUGGUAAAGCAUUAUACGUAUUGAAAGUGGUUUGUGACAUUUUAGGCAGGACAAAUCGUCAAACAAUUUGCCAGUCGUCCUUCCGGAUAUUCAUUUCGAGAUUUGUUGUGUAAUGUUUAAUAUUGGGACUAUUCAUGCGCAUAUUGCCGGAGCGCAGUUGCGCACAGAAGAAGACGUACGUUUCUUGUUUUUGUUUACCUUUUGUUUCUUUUAUUUUUAGAGUAUUAAAGUUUCGUUUGAUCACUUCCGGGCAGCAUCUUGGCCAUUUAUUUACCUGAGAGAUGAACUGAAGGCAUCAAGACUUGGGAUUGUCGACUUUAGCACUGAUGCGCUUAUAUUUUAUGCAAAUGUGAUGUUGGUAAGGAUAUUUUGAUUAGUUAAAUCUGAAUUUAGGCACAAGCCCAAGAAUGUCUACUUGAGAAGUCGUUAAUAAAUCACAAUUCGUCGCUGGUCUCAGCCAAAUUAGCCCUUAGAAUCAGUGAUAUCUACAAUUCAUGCGCCCAUGUUAUCCAAGGAGAUGCGAGUGCUGAUCGAGAGCUGGCUCUCAUUAAGAUAUCGUCCUCUAGGUCCAAACAAUGGCUGAGUCUCUGCAAUGUAAAGACUAAUUUAUACGCGGCGAUCUGUGCAUUCUUUAGAGGAACUUUUUACGAUGAUAAGAAGGAAUUUGGUAAAGGGUAAGAAUUUAUCAUUUUUUUGAGUAUAUUUUUUAGUGUUACUUGUUAUGCUUAUGGCCUGGAGAAAGCCAAGCAAGCACUGGCGUUUGCUGAAAAGGACAAGAGAGACGGCCUAAUUCAAUCAGCUGUGUUUGUGUUGGAAGUUCUUACCCAAAAGUAUGUUUGUGAAGUUACUAUAACAAGUUUUAGAGAGGCAAAUUCGAGGAAAGAGAAUGAUUUUAUCUACCAUGAGAGGACCCCCACUUAUGCGGACCUGGAUGAAUUCAAAGCUCCGACCGAACUGGUCAGUCCCAAUUCGUAUGACCCCUUGGAUAAAUCUCUGGCCGGCGAAGAUCUUUUCAAACAAUUGUUACCCAGUACUGUUAUUACAAUCGUUUCUUUAUACGAGGAAAGAAAAGCCCAAAUGAAACGAGAGGUGCAAGACAAGGUGGACCGAAAGGACAUAGAGUUGGAAGAGUUCUUGACCACGCUAAGAUUGGACAAAUUAAACUUGGAUCAGCCUUACGAAGCAUACCGAUUGCCUGAGGCAUUACUGACAUGUUGUAGUGAAAUGGCAUCCAACCCAUCGGCUGUUCCUGAUCUCAAUGUCAAAUUCCAUGAAGUUGCCACAAGAUCUGCGGAGGCUGAAUGCAAGUUGUCCGAGCUUACCAAUCGUUUGAAUGCGAUUAAUGCCAAAGAAUUGGUAGGAGCCCGGUUUAAAUAUUGUAUCCUUAAUGUUUAGGUUGAAACUGAUGGUUUCAAAGCAAUUGUAAAGAAGGUGAAAAGUUUGAAUGAGCAUCAUCUGGUUGCUAAGAAAAAUAAUACUGAACUUCAAGCAGGAUUCGAUGCGACUACUGAUAAUCUAAAGGUCUUAACGAAGCCCAUCCAUGAACUCACGAAGAUGCUUUGCGAUGAAUUCUUUGAUCCGGGUAUGAUAGAACCAGGCUUAAAUAAUGGUGAAUUUAUUAUUUCAGUUGAUACUCCCGAAGGAAAGGAGUUGAAAAGAUUAUUGGAUAAAGUGGAUGAGAUGCAAAAACAGCGAAGGAAGUUGGUUGAAGAUCUGAGAGAUGCUUUGGACAGAGAUGAUAUAACUCCUCAAGCCUUGGUGGAUCCUUAUGUACAGCCAGAAAUUGUAAUUGAGAAGCAGAUCAAAAAACACGAUCAAAAAUUGGAUCUAAUAGAGAAGAAUCUGUCUGCACAAAGCAACAUCAUUAAAGCCGUUAUCAAUGGAAAUGCCGCUUUUGAUGAGGUCGGUCAAAAGAUUGCUAAAAGAGAAGAAAAGUAAGUGUCUCAGUAAAUUGAUUUGACGAUGUUUAGGAAAUCAACAGAAGCCGCCAAAUUACUCGCGUCUUAUCAAGGCUACAAGGAGAUCGUAAAGCAAACGAUUUCGGCUAUUGAAUUCUACACGCAACUGUUUAGUAUGAUUACAAAGCUGAGUGAUUCUAUUAAGAAUAUUGAAGAAGCGAGUACGUUUAAUUCAGCAGAAGUUUAUCUUUAUUCAGAUACGAGGUUUGAGAAGGAACUGAUUGAUCGGAAGAAGGCGGUCGAAGAAAAGGAACGUGCGGCCUUGGCCGCAAAGCAAGCGGCCGAAGCUAUGGCCGAUUUUGGAUUCCCUUCUAUUUCGCCUUGUGUUCCUUCGAAUGGAGUUACUGAUGCAAAGAGACCGGGUGCAGGUAAGAAGAUGACUGAUUUUGGGUUUUGAUGACAUUUUCAUCCAGGCCGAAAAACUUUGGGAGAUUACUUGGAUCAUUACAAAAACAACAGCAGGCUGCCGCCAAAUCCAACUCCAAGCUGGGCCCCUCCUCCAUUCUCGGCCCCUGUAUCGGCUCCUUAUCAGCCCUCAUCGGUUUCAAAUAACCCGCUACCGGCAGCUGCACGUCAUGCUUCACCAUAUUACCCGUCACAUCCACAACCUCAGCCUCAGGUCCCCCAAAGCCAAAUGAAUUCCGUAAUAUCUCCCACACCACCAAGUAUGUACUCGCAGCCACCGGUGGCCCCGAACCCAUAUGAUCGAUACCCAACGUCACAGCCGAACCAGGCUCAACAUGCGAUGUAUUCGGCAGCCCAGAGUAUGGGCAACCGCGCUCCUGCUACUUACUCGACACCGUCUUCAACUAUCCAACAGCCUGCUCAGCAUAACUUUUCUUACAACGCAUUGCCAGGAAACAUGGCAGUGAACUCGAAUUCGGGUGUGUACAACCAACUAGCUGCACAUAAUUACAUCCCACAACCUCCGCCUGUUCAACAACAAUACUUUCCGACGUCUCCCGAAUCAGCGCAACCAGUGCCGAGUGCCUAUCAAAAUAUGUAUAUGACGCCUGCAGUAUCGGGGAAUCAGCCUAUUCAGACAGUGUCCAAUGGAAUCCAUCAAGUCCCAAAUGUUUCCUAUCAGAAUCCCCAAAUCUGCGCUUCCCCUGCAGCUUACACGCAACCGAAUCCACCUAUCCAGGGACAAGAAACUGAUGUCCUGGCUGCGGUUGGCUUCUCAUCUCCUGGAGUACCGUCCCAAUCUACUUACCAAACAGUCCCAGCUAUGCCUCCAUCGUCGGGAUUUUCUUCGGCUGCUAAAACUUACCAGCCGAACACCUCGGGUUAUAACCGACCUGCACCUGGAGUUUCGCCUUGGCAUCAAGGACUCGCCACCCCUUACAACCCAAACCAACCCUUUCCACCUGGUCCCCCAAAUAACAACAGUCUGAUUUAA
This is a messenger RNA of Bursaphelenchus xylophilus (pine wood nematode), 5250 nucleotides long. NCBI's taxonomy places the organism in Eukaryota, Metazoa, Nematoda, Chromadorea, Rhabditida, Aphelenchoididae. The record is from the annotation of a GenBank genome assembly.